GUUUGAGGCCAUUGGCUUCCUGUGAGCAGCUUUGCUGACUAUUAGCUUUUCAAUGUUUCUUCAUAUCAUUGUAAUAACUUCUAUGCUGAGUCGAACAUUAUUGAACAAUAACGACAUAAACAUUCUGUGAUUAAACCGUCGGACAAGCCCACUUAGCUGGGUAUAUUUCGUUUUUACAGUAAUAAACAACCUAGCUGCACGAGUUCGAAACGCCGCACGAGCUGAAGCGGCACAGGCAGAAGGCUCUGAAGGCAACCCAAGUGUGAUCUGCAUUUUAAAACCUUGUAAUAGGUUCCCCCUGUUCGCCUGCAAGAAGAUGGGCAUCUAAUCAUUGUGUGCUCAUGGCUCGUCUCCUGCUCUGACCCCUUGGUAUAUCCAGGAUUAAAAAUGAGCGUAAGCAGCGAUGAGGUGAACUUCCUCGUGUACAGAUACCUGCAGGAGUCAGGCUUUUCCCACUCUGCCUUCACGUUUGGCAUAGAGAGCCACAUCAGCCAGUCCAAUAUCAACGGGGCGCUAGUGCCCCCGGCCGCCCUCAUCUCCAUCAUCCAGAAGGGCCUGCAGUACGUGGAGGCGGAGGUCAGCAUCAAUGAGGAUGGCACGUUGUUCGACGGGCGGCCGAUCGAAUCCCUGUCGCUGAUUGAUGCGGUGAUGCCAGACGUUGUCCAGACGCGGCAGCAGGUGUACCGGGACAAGCUCGCCCAGCAGCAGGCUGCCGCCGCCUCCUCAGCUGCAGCCUCUGGCAAUACUGCUGCAUCAGGAGGCGCCAAGAACGGCGACAACACCGCCAACGGAGAGGAGAAUGGACCACACACCUUAGCCAACCACCAUGCGGAGAUGAUGGAGGUGGACAGGGCGGUGGAGAUCCCUGCCAGUAAAGCCAUGGUGCUGCGUGGUCACGAGUCCGAGGUGUUCAUCUGUGCCUGGAACCCCGUCAGCGACCUGCUCGCCUCUGGGUCCGGGGACUCGACGGCUCGGAUCUGGAACCUGAGUGAGAACAGCUCGGGCGGCUCCACACAGCUGGUCCUGAGACACUGCAUCCGAGAGGGAGGCCAGGACGUGCCUAGCAACAAAGACGUCACCUCACUCGACUGGAAUAGUGAGGGUACGCUGCUGGCAACAGGCUCCUACGACGGCUUUGCCAGAAUAUGGACUAAAGAUGGUAACCUUGCCAGUACAUUGGGCCAACACAAAGGGCCUAUAUUUGCCCUGAAAUGGAAUAAGAAAGGCAACUUCAUACUGAGCGCUGGGGUUGAUAAGACUACAAUCAUUUGGGAUGCACACACAGGAGAAGCCAAACAGCAGUUCCCAUUCCAUUCCGCGCCUGCCCUAGACGUAGAUUGGCAGAGCAACAACACGUUUGCCUCCUGCAGCACAGACAUGUGCAUCCACGUGUGCAAGUUGGGCCAGGACCGACCAGUCAAGACAUUCCAGGGGCACACGAAUGAGGUGAAUGCCAUCAAGUGGGAUCCCCAAGGCAACCUGCUGGCCUCCUGCUCCGAUGACAUGACUCUGAAGAUCUGGAGCAUGAAGCAGGAAGGUUGUCUGCACGACCUGCAGGCCCACAGUAAGGAGAUCUAUACCAUUAAAUGGAGCCCCACGGGGCCAGGAACCAACAACCCCAACGCCAACCUGAUGCUAGCCAGCGCGUCCUUUGACUCGACGGUACGGCUGUGGGACGCAGAGCGCGGCUCCUGCAUCCACACACUCACGCGCCACCAGGAGCCUGUCUACAGCGUGGCCUUCAGCCCUGACGGACGGCACCUGGCCAGCGGCUCCUUCGACAAGUGUGUGCACAUCUGGAACACGCAGAGUGGAGCGUUGGUGAACAGCUACAGGGGAACAGGGGGCAUAUUUGAGGUCUGCUGGAACGCAACAGGGGACAAAGUGGGAGCUAGUGCAUCGGACGGAUCAGUCUGCGUGUUAGAUCUGCGGAAAUGACGCUGCCAAUAGGAAGCCAUGGACCGACUCUGAAUGUGUACAUAGCCAAAUUGACUGUCUGUCUGUCCCUGGCCCCAUCCACUGCUGUAAGCCCUGUGCUGAAGCCUCCCACUGCUGAGUCCAUGCAUACAAAGGCAUGUCUUGGGUGCCAGGAAAAUGUGGAUCGUACUCUCUUUGAUGUUAUCCACAGGACUGUUGGAACGAACACACACACACACACACACACACACACACACACACAAGCCUAGGCCACAUAUCACUGUUUGUGUCGGUUCUUUCUCUCUUAUACGUUGAGUCAGUAGAUUAUACAUUCAGACCUAUAUAUCACUGCUGGUGUGUGCAUAUUGUACAUAUCAGUAUUUCAGUUUGCCAUCGUGGGGUGUGUUUGUCAAGUUGGUUUUCAGGAGUUUACCCCGCACCCCCACCCCACCCCCACAGACACUGAUAGUGAGAUUUCUAACCCCUGGACUAUGAUUUCUUUUUAACGCAGAUAUGUGUAAAAUUGAUAAAGGAAUUGGGGAAAGUUUGCAAAUUUGCAAAGAAUAUUUGACCGGUGUGGCACAAACCCUUAUUUCAAAAUGUUUUUUUUUUUUUUGCAUCUAUGAUUUACUUGCCAACAUUUUAGAACGGUAUACAA
Molecule: messenger RNA, 2575 nt
Organism: Alosa sapidissima (American shad)
Lineage: Eukaryota; Metazoa; Chordata; Actinopteri; Clupeiformes; Clupeidae
Gene: tbl1xr1b
Product: tbl1x receptor 1b
Exons: 16
Coding region: 388-1938 (516 amino acids)
Biological process (GO): regulation of transcription by RNA polymerase II
Cellular component (GO): histone deacetylase complex
Molecular function (GO): protein binding; transcription corepressor activity
Source: RefSeq, a predicted model, not a curated record